UGAGUAAUUUUCCAUCUUGUGCCAUCAGAGUUUUUAAUUCUCAUCAGACACUUGACCUGAUGUUUCUGUACUCCAGUGUGUUUUACUGGAGCUGCAGACUGAAAAGCUACGUGACGUUUCAGGUGAGCUCAGACACACCUGCUGUCGGAUCUCACGGUGUGUGAGGUGUGACUGCACCUGGGAGGGCGUGGCUUCAGGCUUGUCUCCAAACCAAACCCAGACCUGUUGUCAGAGGACUCCGUGCCGUCUCGUGUGUGCCACAUAAACUAAACUCUUUUCUCCUCCUCCUGCCAUCCAGCCGUCUACAGCCGCCACUAUGCACGACACUGCAGAGGCCCACUCCCACACCCUCACCACCAACCGCAACUGCACCAUACAGAUCACCAACGUCAGCAAAAUCUACUGCCUCAACAACCCAAAGGUGUUUAUGGAGAGUGGCUUCACCUCCAGCCCUCCUCAGCCGACCCUGCGUUCAGGUGAGACCGAGGUGUGCUCCUUCACUAAGGAUGACCACACGGCCUCAGGUGCAGUAGGUGUCCUGACCUAUGAGCUCUUCCACAUGGGAAGCCGGCUCUGCGAUGAACAGAUCGCCGUCAUGUUCUCUGUGCCGUUUGACUACAACAUCUAUAAGAACUGGCUGGCGUUGGGCCUCUUCCCGAAGGAUAAACCCUGUGAUAAGGAGCUGUACGACACUAUGUACACUUCAAAGGAUUUCAGCAGCUUUUCACGCCACGAGGCCGACGGCUCGGGGGUGAUGUACAAGGGGACGAAGAUGAUUGUGAGGGGCUGCAUGUCCAAUGAGGGCAAGGCAAUCAUUAAACUGGAGCUGUAUGACAGGGAUGACCUGUGAGUGUGUCUGUAAUGAGUGCACUGGUGUGGAAUAAAAUAAGAUGCAGAUAUUCCUGAAAACAUGCAAUCUGUUUGUCAUACGUGCCAUGUAUCGGUGCUUUAAAUAAAUAAAAAACAAUACAACAGA
This is a messenger RNA of Plectropomus leopardus (leopard coralgrouper), 976 nucleotides long. RefSeq lists its product as uncharacterized. Lineage: Eukaryota; Metazoa; Chordata; Actinopteri; Perciformes; Serranidae. The record is from RefSeq and is a predicted model, not a curated record. Gene Ontology annotation, biological process: cytolysis in another organism; pore complex assembly; monoatomic cation transport. Gene Ontology annotation, cellular component: pore complex. Gene Ontology annotation, molecular function: channel activity.